Molecule: messenger RNA, 2949 nt
Organism: Drechmeria coniospora
Lineage: Eukaryota; Fungi; Ascomycota; Sordariomycetes; Hypocreales; Ophiocordycipitaceae
Exons: 2
Coding region: 1-2949 (982 amino acids)
Biological process (GO): rRNA catabolic process
Cellular component (GO): nuclear exosome (RNase complex); cytoplasmic exosome (RNase complex)
Molecular function (GO): RNA binding; 3'-5'-RNA exonuclease activity; endonuclease activity
Source: RefSeq, a predicted model, not a curated record
AUGGCGAGCCUCAAGAGAUCACGCGAGGUCGAUCCAAUCGCCUCCAACAUUUCAAGCAAGGUCUAUGUUCGCUCCACCCGCAGCGGCAAGGUCCAGAAAAUUGUGAGGGAAGUCUACCUCCGAACCGACAUCCCGUGCUCGUCAAGAAUCUGCAGAGCUUGCCUCGAGAGCGCCCCCAAAAAUGCUGCUGGUCAAGUCCAGCCCUUUGUCCUCUCGGACAAGCCUGCCGGAACCAAGGCCUUCCCGCAGGGGCAUUACCUGAUGCCAGAUACCAACGCCCUACUCAACGCCAUGGAUCUCUUUGAGCAGAGUUCCUCCUUCUACGAUGUCAUCAUUCUCCAGACCGUUCUCGAAGAGCUGCGGAACCGCUCGCUGCCCCUGUACAACCGGCUCGCCGGUCUUACCAAGAGUGAGGACAAACGAUUUCACGUCUUCUUCAACGAUUUUCGACUAGAGACCUAUGUCCAUCGCGAGUCCAACGAGAGCAUCAAUGACCGGAAUGAUCGUGCCGUCCGUCUUGCCGUCCAGUGGUACGGCGACCACCUGGCCCAGACCAGGGCUGCCAAGGUGCCGGCCAUCGUCAUGCUCAGCGAUGACCAGGAUAAUUUGCGCAAAGCCCGCGCCCAAGGUCUCCAUGCCUCCACCCUCAAGGACUACGUGAGCAGCCUCGACGACGCUGACAAGCUGCUCGACAUGGUCGCCGACUCCCAGAGCCAGGGGGGCUUCAGGAAGCCGUCCCAGUUGCUCUACCCCGAGUACUACACCAUGUCGCGGAUGAUGACUGGCGUCAAGUCGAGCCUGAUGCACCAGGGAAUAUUCAACGUAUCUCCCUACAACUACUUGGAAGGCUCCAUCAAGGUCCCGGCCUUCCCCAAACCCUUGCUUGUCCUUGGCCGGGAGAGCAUCAACCGGGCCGUGGAUGGAGACGUCGUCGUCGUCGAGCUGCUGCCGCAGGAUAAGUGGAAGAUGCCCUCGACCAAAAUUAUCGAAGAAGAAUCCAUCACGCGCGACGAGGACGCGGAUGCCGAGGAGCGCCAGGACUUUGUCUCGGAUAAGGAGCGGAAGGCGCUGCAGGAAGAGGUCAGAAGGACCCAAAAGUCAUCUUCGGCUCAACUCCAACCGACGGCCAGGGUGGUGGGAGUCAUCAAGCGCAACUGGCGCCAGUACGUCGGCCAUAUCGAUCCAUCCUCCGCCAGCAAAGCCUCCACACAAGGUCGAAGGCAGGACAGCGUUUUCCUUAUUCCUAUGGAUAAGAGGAUUCCCAAGAUCCGUCUCCGCACCCGCCAAGUAUCGGAACUUCUAGGAAAGAGGCUUCUCGUCACCAUCGAUGCGUGGGACAGAGACUCGAGACAUCCGGUCGGUCACUUUGUACGAUCGUUGGGAGAGCUCGAGACGAAGGCUGCCGAGACGGAGGCCUUGCUCCUGGAAUGGGACGUCCAGUAUCGACCAUUUCCCAAGACCGUCCUCGACUGCCUUCCCAAGGAGGGCCACGACUGGAAAGUUCCCUCGAGCACCGACGACCCAGGCUGGCGAGACAGAGAGGACUUGCGCCAUCUUCUCAUCUGCAGCAUCGACCCGCCAGGCUGUCAGGACAUCGAUGACGCUCUCCACGCGCGGAAACUUCCCAACGGCAACUUCGAGGUCGGCGUUCACAUCGCCGACGUCUCGCACUUUGUGAAACCGGCCAACGCAAUGGACUCGGAGGCGAGCAUUCGCGGCACGACGGUCUACCUAGUCGACAAGCGUAUCGACAUGCUGCCGCCUCUCCUCGGCACCGACCUCUGCUCGCUGAAGCCAUAUGUCGAGCGUUACGCCUUCUCUGUCAUCUGGGAAGUCGACGAAAAUGCCGACAUUGUCAACAUCCGCUUCACCAAGUCCGUCAUCAAAUCUCGCGAGGCGUUCGCCUACGAACAGGCCCAGCUCCGCAUCGACGACGAGUCGCAACAGGACGACCUCACCAACGGGAUGCGCAUGCUGCUCAUGCUGUCGAGGAAGCUGAAGCAGAAGCGAAUGGACGCCGGUGCGCUGAGCCUGUCUUCGCCGGAGGUCAAGGUCCAGAUGGAAUCCGAGUCGUCGGAUCCCGUCGACGUCAAGACGAAAAAGCUCCUCGACACCAACUCCCUAGUCGAGGAGUUCAUGCUGUUCGCCAACGUCAGCGUCGCCGCCAAGAUCUACGAAGCGUUCCCCCAGACGGCCAUUCUGCGUCGCCAUGCCGCACCGCCAAAGACCAACUUCGACGAGCUGUCGAACCAGCUGCGGGUGAAGAAGGGCCUCGAGCUGCGCACCGACUCGAGCAAGGCGCUCGCCGACUCGCUCGACGAAUGCGUCGAGCCCAAGGAACCCUUCUUCAACACGCUGGUGCGCAUCAUGGCAACGCGAUGCAUGAUGAGCGCCGAGUACUUCUGCUCGGGCACCCAGGCGUACCCCGAGUUUCGCCAUUACGGUCUCGCCUCGGAGAUAUACACCCACUUCACGUCUCCCAUCCGCCGCUACGCCGAUCUGCUUGCCCACCGUCAGCUCGCCGCGGCCAUCGGCUACGAAGCGAUCCACCCCUCUGUCCGCAGUCGCGGCCGUCUCGAGGCUGUGUGCAAGAAUAUCAACGUGCGCCACCGCAACGCCCAGAUGGCCGGUCGUGCCAGCAUCGCCUACUACGUCGGCCAGGCCCUCAAGGGCAAGGUGGCUGAGGAGGACGCCUUCGUGAUGAAGAUCUUCAGCAACGGUUUCGUCGUCCUCGUCCCGCGCUUCGGCAUCGAGGGCCUCAUUCGCCUGCGGGAUCUUGCAGAGCCCGAGCCCGAGAGCGACUUUGACGCCGAGACGUACACGCUGACGACGACGGGCAGCAGGAAUGUCCGGGUGGAGCUCUUCCAGAAGGUCAAGGUUAGAGUCCGCGAUGAGAAGGACGAGCUGACCGGCAAGCGAGGUGUCAAGAUGGAGUUGAUAAGUUCUUAG